This is a messenger RNA of Strongyloides ratti, 597 nucleotides long. RefSeq lists its product as hypothetical. The record is from RefSeq and is a predicted model, not a curated record. The transcript has 3 exons. Lineage: Eukaryota; Metazoa; Nematoda; Chromadorea; Rhabditida; Strongyloididae. The coding region runs from base 1 to 597 and encodes 198 amino acids.
AUGUACUCCAAACUUUCUCAAUCAUCUACUUUAAUAGCAGUACUUUGUAUUGUUGGAAAUAUAGCUUCACCAACUGAACAAGCCGGUGGUGUUCGUCGUCAAUUUAUUGGUGUUCCACCAGUUGCUUCUGUUGCACCAGGUGUAAUUGCUUCACCUGUAGCUCAAGGAAUUCCAGUUGCUGUUCCAGCUGCACCAGUUGCUGCAGUAGGACAAUGUCCAGGAGGACCAAGCCUUCCAAUUGAAUGCGAUCCAAAACGUCCAUGGCCACAAUGUCCACCACAAUCAUACUGUUAUGCUACAAAUUCUGUUGAUAUUGGACCAUAUUUUUGUUGUCCAAUUUGGUCUACAUAUGGUGCAGCUUGGAGACCAGCAUCACCAUUUUACAAUUAUGUUCCACCAAUGCCAUCUAACUGGCCAGAUGUUACUAAACUUACUGCUUCUUGGCCUGCUUCUGCUGUUUCACUUCCCGGUGGUGUUCCAAUUCGUAAAGCAAAAAAGCAAGUUAAUCAAGCUUUAAAAGAUGAAAAUGAAGAAAAGACCGAAAAUCUUAUUCAACAAAGUAUGAAUAAAUGGCUUGAAAGACAAUCAAAAUUAUAA